Molecule: messenger RNA, 3900 nt
Organism: Pecten maximus
Lineage: Eukaryota; Metazoa; Mollusca; Bivalvia; Pectinida; Pectinidae
Exons: 1
Coding region: 1-3900 (1299 amino acids)
Source: RefSeq, a predicted model, not a curated record
AUGGAAAAAAGGACAGCUAUCGAUCAAAGUGCUAAUCCGGCUAAGAAAGGGAAAUUUUCUUGUCCGCAUUGUGACAAAUCUUUUGAGCACAAAAAGACUUUGAAUAGACAUAUAGUCAGUCAUGACAGUUCUCGAUUCACAUGUGAUGUAUGUAGCAAAGACUUCACGAGGAAAGAUCGGCUUACGAGGCAUAAGAAGGUUCAUGGAAAACCACUACAUAUAUGUUGUGGAAAAUCAUUCUGGAGGGCUGACAAAUACCGUGAACAUUUCAAAACACACAACAAAUGUCAAUAUGGGGGAGCGUUGGAAAUAGCCGAACACCAAAACAAAGAGAAUGCCCAACCGUCAAAGGAUCAACCAGUAACACUGACCAAAGUAAAUACAGGGAUGGCAAACCACUCGGCAAACCCAAACAUACAAGUUAAUCAGCCAACGGAAAAGGACGAAUGUUCAGAGAAGGCGCUUGGCGGAACUUUUAAAGUAGUCACUCUACCUGUCGACGGUAUAGGUAGAUUAGACCCAAUGGUGUUACUCAAACAUCAGCAUGACGUUAUCAAAAAGAAACUGGAGAGAGCGAUUGUCCAUGGAGGUUUGAAAUGGUACUUAUCGAUCCAAGUACAAUUUUCCAAGCCAGGGGGAGAAACUAUGGAACGCGUUACACCCCAUUUCCGAGGACGUUGCCAGAUUACAUUAAAACCAACAGACAUCGAUGAAGGCUUGAGAGAAUCUGUCAAGAAGAUGUACGAAUACCAGAGACAGGGAAGCAACUGGACAUUGGACAAGGUGCUCCAAAUACAAAUACAUAUGAGCAAAUACAGUCCUCUCAAAGGAUCCAGCUAUAUCCCCCUACCAAUCAAGCUGAGGUCUAAGCAUGCUAUCAUCAAUAUUCAAAACAAGGAUAAGAAAUGUUUCAUGUGGUCGGUUUUAGCUGCUUUGCACCCAGCCAAGAAAGAUUCACAGCGUGUUGCUAAAUACACAGAUUAUCAAGGUGAACUCGAUUUCACUGGUAUUUCAUUCCCCGUCAAAGAAGCCGACCUCAGCAAGUUCGAGACGGGAAACAAGAUCAGCAUCAAUGUCUUAGGAUACGAAAAGGGUUCGUUAUUCCCGAUCCACGCGACAAAACAAAGGUUUGACCUACACGUAAAUUUACUGCUCAUGUCGGAUGGACGUAAGUCUCACUACUGCUGGAUCAAGGAUAUGGGUCGGCUUCUGAAUGACCGGUAUUCCCACAGACAUAGAUAUUACCAUUGCAUGUAUUGCCUGCAAGGGUUUACCAAGGAACGAAUUCUAAAUGACCAUAUCUCAUACUGUCGUGAGCACGGGACCCAUAAAGUGAAGCUACCUUCAGAAGAGGAUAAAUGGUUGUUCUACAAGGAUGUCAGAAAACAAUUAAAGGUGCCAUACAUCAUAUAUGCAGACUUCGAGUCAUUUCAAGUGCCUAUACAUGGAUGUGAGGUUGACCCGCAAAAAUCACAUACUGAGAAGACCACCCAACAUAUUCCUUCUAGUUUCGCUUACAAAGUUGUAGGUCUUACAAAAGAGACUUCCAACAAUCCAGUGAUUUAUAGAGGACCAGAUGUGGCGGAGAACUUUAUAGAAUGUAUGCUGAGAGAGCAGGAAGAAAUCGAACAACGCUUCAAGCAUGUCGAGCCGAUGAUCAUGACAGGUUGUGAUUGGCAAUCAUUCAAGAGUGCAACUAUAUGUCACAUUUGUGGAAAAGGGAUGGGCGAUGAUAGAGUGCGGGAUCAUUGCCACGUGACGGGAGCAUUCAGGGGAGCAGCUCACAACGAAUGUAACAUAAACUACAAGUUUACAGGACGGAUUCCGGUCGUAUUUCACAAUCUGAGGGGUUACGAUUCCCAUCUCAUCAUGCAAGCAAUAGGAAAGGUGUCUGAUAAAGAAAUCAAAUGUAUUCCAAAUAACAUGGAGAAGUACAUAUCUUUCUCCAUGGGAUGUAUGGACUUUAUCGACAGUUUCAAGUUUAUGGGAACAUCACUGGAGAAACUAAUCGGAAAUUUAUCUGCAGAGGGUAAGGACAAGUUCUCACACAUGACGCAACAUUUUAGUGACGAGAAAAUCGAACUCCUCCUUCAAAAGCAAGUAUACCCCUACGACUAUUUUGAUGGCCCCCACCGGUUUCGAGAGACCAGUCUCCCUCCAAAGGAAGCGUUUCGCAGCAGUCUGACGGGGGAGGAUGUAUCAGAAGAAAAGUACCACCACGCAUACAAAGUCUGGAAAGAAUUAGGUAUACAAAAUCUUGGUGAAUAUUCAGACAUAUACGUGUUGACAGAUGUUCUAGGUCUCGCCGAUGUAUUUGAAAACUUUCGAAAUUUAUGUCUGGAAUCCUAUGGCCUCGAUGCAGCUCAUUUUUACACUGCUCCCGGUCUGGCAUGGCAAGCAGCUCUAAAAAUGACAAAUGUCAGACUCGAACUGCUUACCGACAUCGACCAGCACUUGUUCAUUGAGGAAGGCUUGAGAGGAGGCAUAUCCAUGAUAAGUCACCGAUUUGCUGAGGCCAACAAUCCCUACGUCCCAGGAUAUAACCCAAUGAAACCAACAGAAUACAUCACCUACUUGGAUGCAAACAAUUUGUAUGGCUGGGCCAUGUCUCAAUACCUGCCGACUCAUGAUUUCGUCUGGCUCACCGAUAGUGAAAAGGACAUGCUUGAUAUCACGAUGGUUACCGAUGAUGCGAACCGUGGAUAUAUACUGGAAGUAGACUUAGAGUAUCCUACAGAACUUUACGACCUACACAAUGAAUAUCCACUAGCCCCCGAACGAGUAACCGUUGAAAAAGAUGAAUUGUCUGACUAUAGUAAGACAUUGUUUAGGGAACUGGCACAAUGUGGAAAUCCACAUGAUUGCUUGGACCAUUACAACUCAGCACAGAAACUCGUCCCAAACCUUAAAAACAAGGUAAAAUAUGUGGUACACUAUAGAAACUUAAAACAAUACCUUUCACUUGGAAUGAAACUUACAAAAGUCCACAGAGUGUUAACCUUCGAGCAGGCGCCAUGGUUGAAGACUUAUAUAGAUUACAACACGGAGAAAAGGAAACAAUCUCGAAACAAUUUCGAGAAAGAUUUCUAUAAGUUAAUGAACAACAGCGUGUUUGGCAAGACCAUGGAGAACUUAAGAAAGAGAAUGGACGUCAAGCUUGUAAACAGUGAGAAGAAGGCAAUGAAACUAACCUGCAAACCCACAUUCCACGAGUUCAGAAUUUUCUCUGAAGAUUUAGUCGGUGUUCACAUGUUGAAACAGAAAUUGUAUCUGAAUCGACCAAUCUACGUCGGAUUCAGCAUCCUGGACAUCUCAAAAACCUUGAUGUAUGAUUUUCAUUACAAUUACAUCAAACGGAAAUUUGGAUCUAAUGCCCGCCUUCUCUUUACCGAUACCGACAGUCUAGCAUAUACUAUUCAGACCGACGAUUUCUACCAACAUAUGUUAGAGGACAGUGAUUUAUUCGAUACAUCGGAGUUCAGGAAAGACAAUCCCCUCUACAGUACAAAAAAUAAGAAAGUACUAGGCAAAAUGAAAGAUGAAACUCAUGGCGAUGCGAUCCAUGCCUUUGCUGGGCUCAAAUCAAAGAUGUACGCAUAUACAUACAAUAGUAUGAACAAUAUUGAUGGUACAGAAGUGAUAACACACGUAGAAUCAAAGAAGGCGAAAGGUAUCAAAAAGUAUGUUAUUGAAAACCACACUCGUUUCGAGCAGUACAAGGAAUGUCUUCUUCAAAACAGAAUUAUCAUGUCUCACAUGAAUCAGAUCAGAAGUUUCAAACACCAAAUCUAUAACAUAUCUAUGACUAAAAUAGGCCUCUCACCAUUCGACGACAAGCGAUAUCUGCUAAACGAUGGGAUUACUAGCUAUGCGUACGGUCAUUGGAGGAUACAAAGUUAG